Trichoderma aggressivum f. europaeum is the source of this 1257-nucleotide messenger RNA. RefSeq lists its product as uncharacterized. Gene Ontology annotation, molecular function: carbon-sulfur lyase activity; pyridoxal phosphate binding. Gene Ontology annotation, biological process: transsulfuration. Bases 1 to 1257 code for a protein of 418 amino acids. Gene Ontology annotation, cellular component: cytoplasm. The transcript has a single exon. The record is from RefSeq and is a predicted model, not a curated record. Lineage: Eukaryota; Fungi; Ascomycota; Sordariomycetes; Hypocreales; Hypocreaceae.
AUGUCUCCUCCUGUGACCUCCGACCCCGUCACCACGCCCCAGCGGCCCCCGACCCCCGUCCACGCCUUUGGCACUCUGGCCGUCCACGCCGGCGCUCCCAUCGACCCCGCGACGGGCGCCGUGAUUGAGGCCAUCUCGCUGUCCACAACCUUUGCCCAGUCGGCCGUCGGCAAGCCCGUGGGUAUCUACGAGUACUCGCGGUCGUCCAACCCCAACCGCGACAACUUCGAGACGGCUGUGGCCGCCCUGGAGCACGCCCGGUAUGCCCUCGCCUUCUCCUCGGGCAGCGCCACCACGGCCACCAUCCUGCAGAGCCUGGCGGCCGGCAGCCAUGUCAUCUCCGUGUCCGACGUCUACGGCGGCACCCACCGCUACUUCACCCAGGUGGCCAAGGCCCACGGCGUCAAGGUCACCUUCACGCCCGAGAUCGAGGUCGACAUUGCCGAGCACAUCACCGACCAGACCCGCCUGAUCUGGAUCGAGACGCCCAGCAACCCGACGCUGCGCCUGGUCGACAUCCGCGCCGUCGCCUCCGUCGCCCACAAGCACGGCGUCCUCGUCGUCGUCGACAACACCUUCCUGUCCCCCUACGUCCAGAACCCGCUGGAGCUGGGCGCCGACAUCGUCGUCCACUCCGUCACAAAGUACAUCAACGGCCACAGCGACGUCGUCAUGGGCGUCGCCGCCUUCAACAGCGACAACCUCAAGACCCGCCUGAGCUUCCUCCAGAACGCCAUCGGCGCCGUGCCCUCGGCCUUUGACUCGUGGCUCGCCCACCGCGGCCUCAAGACCCUGCACCUGCGCGCCCGCGAGGCCAGCAAGAACGCAACCACCGUCGCCCACGCCCUCGAGGCCUCUCCCCACGUCAUCGCCGUCAACUACCCCGGCCUCGACUCCCACCCCCACCGCCACAUCGCCCUCAAGCAGCACCGCGAGGGCAUGGGCGGCGGCAUGCUGUCCUUCCGCAUCCGCGGCGGCCACGCCGCCGCCGAGCGCUUCUGCCAGGUCACAAAGAUCUUCACCCUCGCCGAGUCCCUGGGCGGCGUCGAGAGCUUGUGCGAGGUCCCCAGCAGCAUGACCCACGCCGGCAUCCCCCGCGACCAGCGCGAGGCCGUUGGCGUCUUUGACGAUCUCGUCCGCCUGAGCUGCGGUGUCGAGGACGCCGAGGACCUCAAGAAGGACGUGCUCCAGGCCUUGGAGCUUGCCGUCUCCUUCACCAAGAGCACCAACGGCACUAACGGCACUAACGGCCUCUAA